UCUGUACACAAUGAUAUUAUACAUUAUAGAAAUAAUUGAAAUAAAUUGUAUUGUAUUAUUUUAGGGAUCAAGCCGUUCGCUUGCCCUCACGAGGGUUGUGAAGCCCGUUACACCAUAAGAUCCGAUCUAAAGGAUCAUAUUUGUAAAGUGCACACAAGGGAAAGACCUUUCAAAUGUAACGUGUGCAAUAAACGUUUUCUAACUGGAUCUGUCUAUUACCAACAUCGAAUGAUUCACACCAAUGAUAGACGGUAUAUUUGUGAUGCAUGUGGUAAAAAAUUCCUUAGAGCGGAUGCUCUGAAUAACCACAAACGGAUCCACGCUGAUGAAAGACCUUAUCCGUGCAAUAUUUGCGAAAAAUAUUUUAGACAAAAAGGUGACAGAGACAAACAUGUGCGUACGCAGCAUGCAAAUGCACACAUUGAGCCUAACUAAUUGUCUUCAUUGUUAUUAUUAAUUUCAAUUUCUGAUUCAUUUGUUAACUAUUCCAACUUUUCAAAUCAACCACAUCAUGUUCUAGGUAGGAUGACUUUUGCGUUUUCAAUCCGUUGGAUGAAUUCUUCUUACAAGCACCUAUUUUAUAUUUAAUUCUUUCAUAGCAAAGUUCUGUGGAGCAAACAACCCCAGUAGCACAACAAUAUUGGUAAAAUAUUAUAUAUUUACAUAUUGGCCCAAGGAUGGAAACGACAGAUUUUUUUUUUUGCCCAAUAUAUAUUUUAAAUAUGAAUCCGAUAAUGAAGAAAAAUAUUGUCCAAAUAUUGCGAAUUAAUAAAUAUGUAAUAUUGCUUUUAGAAAUAUGUAUAACCAAUAUUUGUUUUUCAGAUUGACACAAUGUAUACUUCUUAUAUGAAUCCGAUAUUGAAUAUAA
Molecule: messenger RNA, 868 nt
Organism: Ceutorhynchus assimilis (cabbage seed weevil)
Lineage: Eukaryota; Metazoa; Arthropoda; Insecta; Coleoptera; Curculionidae
Source: the annotation of a GenBank genome assembly